Messenger RNA from Limulus polyphemus (Atlantic horseshoe crab), 5360 nucleotides. Its product is annotated as early endosome antigen 1-like. The coding region runs from base 230 to 4468 and encodes 1412 amino acids. Gene Ontology annotation, biological process: endocytosis. The transcript is spliced from 40 exons. The record is from RefSeq and is a predicted model, not a curated record. NCBI's taxonomy places the organism in Eukaryota, Metazoa, Arthropoda, Merostomata, Xiphosura, Limulidae. Gene Ontology annotation, cellular component: early endosome. Gene Ontology annotation, molecular function: metal ion binding; 1-phosphatidylinositol binding.
CCAAUUUUAGUGAAGAUCCAUCCACACCCUGCGAAGUAGUUACAUGGACAUACAACAGACAGUACUACUAUAUUUAUAUAGAUUCAAAAAGGGACAUUUUAAAAUGUUUCUGCAAAAGAUAGCGCUGUUGUCACCAAAAUCGUGGGGAAAAGUUACUUUGGCAUUAGAGAAGAGUUAAGUUAGAUGUAAAGGGAGACAGACGUGUAUGGUGUAAAUGGAACUCUGAAAUAUGUUUAACAUCAAUAGAUUUUUAAAUCGCUUAUCUGAUCAGAGCAAGAUCCCAGCUCAACAAGCACCAGUUACUUCUAAUGAUCGAGAUGGGAAUGAUCAGCAAACUGCAGCUGAGGGUUUCCUGUGUCCCUCUUGUAUGCUGGCAUUUCCUUCUCCAGAAGCUUUACAGGACCACUAUGAGAGUGCUCACAUAGAAACUGCAACAGUUGGAAGUACAGAAGCAUCACAAAGAUCUACGUAUGUAUGUCCAGCAUGCAAGAUGAGGCUGGGAACAGAAAGAGAGCUACAGUCUCAUUACAAUAGGCAUCAUACACCUCAAGAUGAACAGACAAGAUCAAAAGAUGGUAAACUGUCUGUACUGCAACAGGACAUUUCUGACCUCCAGAUAUCUCUCAAGGAAGAAAAAUGGUAUUCAGAGGAGCUGAAAAAGGAAGUAUCUAGACUACAUGCAGCACUAGAAAAUAGGGACAGUAGUGGAGGAAGUGGUGGAGUUGAUCAGGCUGAAGUUGAAAUGCUUCGAAGUCAAAUCCGAGCUUUAGAAGAGGGAAAAGCUCUAAUUACCUCAGAAGUCCUUUUAUUAAGGCAGCAGUUGUCAGACAGUUUAGAGACUAACAAGUUGAUAAAGCAGGAGAAGGAAAAGUUAGAACAAAAAAUUGCAACUAUGUCUGAAAAUCUAGUUUCUUUGAAAGCAAGUUUGGAUGAAGCAAUGAGUUUGAAGACAAAUUUCGAGACACAGGUUAAAAGACUUAAGGAACAUUGUGCAAAUAUGGAAGUUGAAAUGCAACAAAGAAGGCCAGGGGCAGAGGAUGUCUCAGUUUUAAGACAAGAGUUGGUGUCAGUUCAGAGGAUGAUGGACCAGUUAGCUCUUGAGAAAGAAUCUGAAAAGGAAGUUCUUCAGACCCAGUACAACAGCCUAGAAAAGAAACAUGUGCAACUUCAAGAGGAUAAAGAGAAGCUGGAAAAGCAACUUUGUUCAGCUCCAUCUUUCCAAGACAUCGAAAGCCUUCAUGCCAAACUAUCAGAAAGUUAUUCUAAUAGUCAGGAGCUUCAGAACAGUUUGCAAUUGAUGACACAGGAAACACUAGAAUUUCAGACAAAGGUUGAACAGCUUCAAGAACAAUUUCAAGAGCAGCAGGAAUCUUUGAACACUCUCCAAGUGGAAAAUGAAAAACUAAAAAAUGAAUUGGACAUUAGUGAUCAAGAAAGACAGCAGCUGCAAAAAGAGCUUAGCAACCAAACUCAAGAGCGUGAGAAUUUGUAUCAUAAAAUUGAAGAAAUGCAGAGAGAUACAGAAAAUUCCAUUGGUGAAAAGCAUGAAUUAGAAAAGAUAUUCAUUCAGCAAAAGGAGCAACUACAAAAUGAGUUGCAUCUCAAGGAAAAAGAAACAGUUGAACUACAACAGCAAAUGGAAAAGCUCUUGGAAAAACUGAAAGAAAAGGAUUCUCAACUCCAAGAUACUCAUAACCAGAUUUCUAAUCUACAAGAACAGUACCAGUAUCAGUGCAGUGCCAAUGAUGACCUUACUAGUCAGAUAUGGGAAAAAGAAUCUCAACUACAGGAAAAUCUUCGAUUGGCUCAAACAAAAGAAGAGAAAGUCAAAGUAUUAGAAAUGCAAGCACAAAACGACAAAGAAACUAUUGAGAGAUUGGAAGCUGAGAGGAAUGAACUUCAUUCAAAGAUUGAGGCAGGUGAAGGUACAAAUACUGCCCUGCAGCAACUCAGACUAGAAAAUACUACUCUUCAAGACAGGAUUCACACCUUGGAAAAAGCUACCCAAGAGGCUAAAGCAGAAAAUGAUUCAACAGUUGAAAACUUACACAAACAGUUACAUGAGACUCGAUCAAACUUGCAGGCUGUUCAGAGUAAAAGUACCAAACUUGAUACUCAGCUUCAAGAGGCAAACUCAAAUCUGGCAACAAUUCGUGAAAAAGUGAGCUACAUGGAGGGUGAAAUAAAAACCAAGUCAGAAUUACUGGCAGCUUGUGAGGCAGCAAAAAUAUCACAACGAGCAGAUUUGGAACAUCAUUUGAAGAGUUGCGAAAAAAGCUUAGAGGAAAAAUCAAGACAGUUAGAGGCAACAAGAAAGAAAUUAGAAAAUGUAGAGGAACAACUAAAUUCUAAGAAAGAAGAAGCACUGAAACUUGAACGUCAUCUUUCAGAAGAGGUGCAAAAGUGUGCUGAAUGGGAGAAAAGAUGCAAAGGUGUGGAGAACACAUUGUUAGAAAAGGAAAACACCAUAGUGAACUUAACAUCUGAGAUCACAACAUUAAAAAAAGAAAUUGAAGAAAGCAACCUUAAACUCAUCACUGUAGAAAAAGAUGCAAAACAAACUAGAAAAGAUUUCGAGCAGAAAAUAGAAUGUUUUCUGUCAGAGAAGAACAAGGUAGAAAAAGAGAUAUCUGAACUUCAGCAGUUUAAGUCCAACUUGCUUACUGAAACAAAAGAGUUGAAAACGCAGCUAAAUAUAUCCAGUAAAGAAUUAGGCAAAGCUGUAGAAGAAAAACAGGCUGUUAAGGACAAACUGGAGAAUCAGCUUAAAGAACUCAAGUUAAAAACUGAUAAAGAUUUCAGUGUUUUAACCCUGGAAAAGAAAGAACUCGAGUCAGGCUUACUAAAUUCUCAGGAGAAAGUACAGCAGCUCGAAGAAUUCAAACAGAGGAUUCAGCAAGAGAAUGAAAUACUAAGAAAAGAACUGGGUGAUACUAAGCAGCUGGUAACCAAGCAACAGGAGCAGCUACAACAGGACAAAGACAAGGAAGAGGAACUUCAGCAACAUAUUAAUAGGCAGCAGGAACAACUGCAGUUAAUCCAAAAUGCAGAGAAAGUACUCCAGCUUCAGGUUACUAGUCAAGAAAAAGAGUUAAAACAAUUUAAGGAUGCUGAGAAGGUUCUUCAGCAACAGGUUGCUAGGCAACAAGAAAAUCUGGAACAAAAUAAAACUACAGAGAGAGCUCUCCAGGCAGAAAUUAACAAACUUGAAGCCAGAUGCCAAGAUUUAGAAAAGGAACUGACUAAGCUGUCUCACCAAUCACAAGUUGACCUUAACAAUCAACAAGAACAGCUAACAAAGCUGCAAUCAGUACAUGAGUCACUGAAAAAUCAACUCCUGGCUACCCAAGACCAGCUUCUGUUAAAUGAUCAAGUUAAAUCUGAAUUAGAGGCCCAAGUGAACACCAUUCAAUCUGAACUGGAAGAAAGUCGAAAUAAUGAAGCACAGGUCAAUGCUGCUCUGGAAAACGUAACUGAGGUUAAGAAAGACCUCAGUGAAAGAGUAUUGAAAUUAGACCAAGAAACAGAAAAGUUGAGGGAUGAAAAUCAACUCUUAGAAGCUAAGAGAGUUUCCAUAGAAACAGAACUGGAAGAAAAAACUAAUUGUUUGGCACAAAUGGAUAAACAGAAUGCAGAAUUACAACAGCAGGUUGCAACCUUAGAAGACAAAUAUCAAGAAGAACUUCAAGCUGGAGCUAGGAAAGCUGCUGAUUUGAAAGAAGCCAAACAGUUACUGGUCCAACAAAAAAUGGCCUUACAGACUCAGAUAGAAACUCUGAAGGAGGAAAUAAAACAGAAUGAAGCCAGGUAUAAAAAAGAAAUAAACAAACUGGAGGAAUCUAUGAACAUAUGUAAGCAAGAAACUGAUGACCUGCGGUCAGAACUUGCUCAAGAGACUCACAGUAAACAGAAACAGCAGCAGGAGUGGGAGACAAAAGAAGCACAGUAUGAGACACAGAAAAGCAUUCUGAAUGAAAAUCUGAGCACACUCCGAGAAGACUUGUUAAAUGAACAGUCCAAGCGUGAACAGUUUGAAAAAAAAGUUGAUGAACUCGGUGGUGAUAAACUUGAAUUAGAAGCUAAACUGGAUAAUGCUUUAGAUGAAAGAAGAGCACUCUUAGAAAGAUGUCUAAGUAGUGAAACGGAGUGUGAGAAACUACGAGUGACGACAACUGAACUACGGAGGAAGUAUGAUGACACUGUAGCAGCUUUGCAAGAACUGGGGAGGGAAAACCAAACAUUACAGAUUGAGAACACAAAACACAUGACCAGGAAGUGGGCAGAUGAUUCUGAAGUUACUCAUUGUACCACGUGUGGAAAAACCUUUACAGUUACUGUACGAAAGCACCACUGUAGACAUUGUGGAAACAUCUUUUGCCAAGAAUGUUCAUCUAAAGUAGCUAUGAUUCCUUCUGCCAAGAAACCAUUGCGUGUUUGUGAUGUGUGUUACAACGAAUUGACCAAGUGAAAUGACUAUGGCUUGUUUUAUAGAGGUGAAGCUGAACAAAGCAAACUUGAAACCUCAGACUUGAUCACUGACCAUUACAAAGCCAAAGAUAAUGGAAAUUAAAUCUAUUUUAUUAAGAAUAAUAAAGUGGUGUAUAUAAAUAGUCAAAGAACUAAUUAACAUUCUUCACAAACAAUAUUAACAUUUUACUUUAAAGUGUGUGAAACCUUGCUUUAAAUCAUUGGAUUCUAGCUACUAUCUAAAAAAAUACUUUUAUAUUUUACCACAGAUCUACUUUAGUCCAGGAAAAUGUUUAGAAGACUUAUCAGUACACUUAAAUGAUUAAAGCUGGUAAAAAAAAAUCUAACUUAAUUUCAUCUGGAAACUGAUUAAUAAACAAAACUAAGUAAUAGAUUUGUAUUACUUUAUUAGAACAAUAUAAUGAUCAUUUGUUAUCGUGUGAACAUCUUUUGCUGAUAAGAUAUGAUUAUAAUGAAAUAUACUUGUCAUGAAGACUUAUAAGAUUUUUGAAUGGAUGGAAUAAAGAAGGUAAUGUUUGAAUAUCCAGUAAACCUAAUACUGUUGUCUAAUGACAAAUAUAAUUGAUGAUAAUGAUCACAUUUAUUGCUUCUGACAUUGCUAAGUCAUUAGUUCUUAUAAAUGGAAAAUUAUACAAGAAAUUCUUUACAUUAAAUAGUUUAAGAGAUUAUAUUCCAUGUCAUUUAUUGAUAAACGUAUUUUUUUUUAGUAUGGAAGAAUUACUAUCAGUGCCAUAACAAGAUUUUUGUUUAAGUAUCACUUGUGCUAAGAAAUUCAGUGUGAUGUAUUUUCAACUGCCUCUGGUUGAAAUUUUAUUUUCUUCAGAAUCAAAUGUAAAGAUGAGAGAUGCAACUUCUUUGAAUAAAUAUUUACC